Messenger RNA from Fundulus heteroclitus (mummichog), 1287 nucleotides. It is a transcript of the gene cryl1, whose product is annotated as crystallin, lambda 1. Gene Ontology annotation, molecular function: L-gulonate 3-dehydrogenase activity; NAD+ binding. The transcript has 9 exons. Lineage: Eukaryota; Metazoa; Chordata; Actinopteri; Cyprinodontiformes; Fundulidae. The record is from RefSeq and is a predicted model, not a curated record. Gene Ontology annotation, biological process: fatty acid metabolic process. Bases 105 to 1058 code for a protein of 317 amino acids.
AUCCCGUAUCGGUCGGACAACGUGACUCUGGAGGGGGCGGAGCAGGACUUUUGUGUUGAAAUACAGAAACUUCAGUCUCUUUUGCGGCACUGUAACAUCAAACUAUGAAUCCUUCUGAGUUGAAAACCAUCACUGUGAUCGGCAGCGGUCUGAUCGGCCGCUCCUGGGCCAUGGUGUUUGUCAGUGGAGGCUACCGGGUGAAGAUCUAUGACAACCAACUGGGGCAGGCUGCAAAGGCUGUCACAGAGAUCAGGAAGCAGCUAGAGGAGCUGGAAGAAGCUCGCAUGCUGAGGGGGGAUCUCACGGCCACGCAGCAGCUUGCCCUGCUUUCCAGCCAUGAGGACUUGGCCCAAGCACUGGAUGAAGCCUUUUUUGUCCAGGAGUGCGUAUUCGAGCAGCUUGAAGUCAAGCAGAGCGUCUUUCAGGAAAUUGAACGUUUUGUGGGUAAAGGAGUGAUCCUGAGCAGCUCCACCUCCUGCCUGGUACCAAGCAGUGUCUUUGCUAAAGUACAGGAAAGAAGCCGCUGCCUUGUGUCCCAUCCGGUAAACCCACCCUACUAUGUGAAACUGGUCGAGCUGGUGCCUCACCCAGAGACCUUGGCAACUGUUAUGGACGCCACCCAUUCUCUGAUGACCAAGGUCGGCCAGGCGCCCGUCCUUCUGAAGAAAGAGAUAGAUGGCUUUGCCCUCAACAGAGUUCAGGCUGCCAUUAUCGCUGAGUCAUGGAGGCUGGUUCAGGAUGGUGUUAUAUCAGUGAAGGAUAUCGACCUGGUUAUGUCAGAGGGACUGGGAAUGCGCUACGCCUUCAUCGGCCCCAUGGAAACCAUGCACCUGAACGCCCCUGAAGGUCUGGAAGACUACAUGAGACGAUACGGGGAGGGUAUAACCAGGAUCCUAAAUGCCUUCGGGCCCGUACCGGACUUUUUCGGGGAGCCGGCCAAGGGCAUCGUUAAGGAGAUGUGUGAGCUUAUUCCCAGUGACCAGCAGCAUCUGUCAGCCAGGAAGGAGAGGAGGGACCUGCUCCUCAUGCAUCUGGCUAAACUAAAAAAUGACCACUGAGCUCCACGUGCCAAGGCCAGAACUAAUGGCCGACUGCUGAAAUCAGGAAGUCCUUUAUUCCAUCGUCAAUCACGUGAAAUGUCUCAGUAUUUCUAUAAACUUAACUUUUUAAUGGAACUGUAACUAAUUUCUGUAAAGAAUUUCCAGGUGUCAAUCAUGGGAUGUGAUUGUGCAGUAUUGACUAUAUUACACAAUAAGAAGCAAGGGUUCUGUGUGGCUUGCUUUUGUC